Messenger RNA from Eimeria tenella, 1086 nucleotides. Its product is annotated as Microfibrillar-associated protein 1, putative. Bases 1 to 1086 code for a protein of 361 amino acids. Gene Ontology annotation, cellular component: U2-type spliceosomal complex. Gene Ontology annotation, molecular function: RNA binding. NCBI's taxonomy places the organism in Eukaryota, Apicomplexa, Conoidasida, Eucoccidiorida, Eimeriidae. The record is from RefSeq and is a predicted model, not a curated record. The transcript has 8 exons. Gene Ontology annotation, biological process: mRNA splicing, via spliceosome.
AUGUCUGCUGCUGACGUGCACAGCAUUUUGUACAGAGGGGAAGAUCCUCUGAAGAAGAAAUUUGUCCCCAAAAAUGAACAGAAGACCCACGUGCCCAGGCACUGGCCCGGCAAGCUGCGAGCAGCAGUGCUGGAGCGGCGCAGGAGGGAGGAGCGGCUGCUGCAGCAGCAGCAGCAGCAGCAGCAAGAAGAAAGUGAAGAAAGCGAAGAGUCCGAAUUCUCAGAUGUCUCCGAAGACCAGCCCGAAGAGACAAACGUCGUGCUGCACAAGCCUGCCUUCGUGCCGAAGGCGAGCCGGCUGACAGUCAUGGAGCGGGAGGAGCAGCAGCGGCGGGUGCGGGAGGAGCAGCAGCAGCAGCAGCAGCAAGUGGAGCAGCGGAAGCUGGAGACGAAGCAAAUGGUUUACGCAGUCUUGGCCCGCGAAGACGAGGAAGCAGCAGACGCCCCCGUCAUUCCCGUGGAGGCGCAGCAGCAGCAGCAGCAGCAGCAGCAGCAGCAGAAGAACCUCAUGGGCUCGGAGGAAAUGCCGGAUGAUACUGACGGGCUCGACGCCGCCCAAGAGUAUGAAGACUGGAAGCUGCGAGAGCUCGAGCGGAUCCGGAGAGACAAGGAGGAGCAGCUGGAGAGAGAGAAAUUCCUGGAGGCGGUGGAGCGGCGGCGGCAGAUGACUGCGGAGGAGCGGCGGGAAGACGACAAAGAACUGGACAAGAUGCAGCCCAAGAGGGAAAUUCGACACAAGUACAACUUCAUGCAGAAGUACUACCACAGGGGUGCUUUCUUCCAAGACCUGGCGCGCAGCGGAGAAGAGCCUUUAUAUCUGCGGGACUUCAACGCCCCUGUUGGGGAAGACAAAGUGGACAAGAAGACUUUGCCGAAGAUCCUGCAGCUGCGGCGCGGCGAGCUGGCCCGCGGGGGCCGCAGCAAACACACCCACUUGGUGGAUGUGGACACUUCGGAUUUGUCUCAUCCUUGGGCCCAGGCCACGCGAGACUUGCAGGGACAGAAGCUGCUGAAGAAAGCAGCAGGAAUCAAAGGCGCCAACGACUUCGAACGGCCUUCGCUGCGGAAACCGAAGCAAGACAGUUGA